Molecule: messenger RNA, 1908 nt
Organism: Acanthosepion pharaonis
Lineage: Eukaryota; Metazoa; Mollusca; Cephalopoda; Sepiida; Sepiidae
Source: the annotation of a GenBank genome assembly
AUGGUGCCGAGGCAGCGUGGCACCACCGCUUUUUCCAGCGAGCACGCGAACCGUUGCUCUGAUCCCGCGGUUCCUCUCGUACAGGACAGGAUAGCCGUGGCCACGGCCGACUCUGUUCAUAUCUAUCUAUCUAUCUAUCUAUCUAUCUAUCUAUCUAUCUAUCUAUCUAUCUAUCUAUCUAUCUAUCUCAUCUGUUCAUAUUUAACUACCUAUCUAUCUAUGUUUAUAUCUAUCUAUCUAUCUAUCUAUCUAUCUAUCUAUCUACCUCAGUCUGUUCAUAUCUCUCACUAUCUCAGCCUGUUCAUAUCUAUCUAUCGAUCUAUCUAUCUAUCUAUCUCAGUCUGUUCACAUCUAUUUCGCUAUCUCAGCCUGUUCAUAUCUAUCUAUCUAUCUAUCUAUCUAUCUUAUCUAUCUAUCUAUCUAUCUAUCUAUCUAUCUAUCUAUCUAUCUAUCUCAGUCUGUUCACAUCUAUUUUGCUAUCUCAGUCUGUCCAUACCUAUCUAUCUAUCUAUCUAUCUAUGUUCAUACCUAUCUCUGUUCUAUUCAUAUCUAUCUAUCUAUCUAUCUAUCUAUCUAUCUAUCUAUGUUCAUAACCAUCUCUGUUCUAUUCAUAUCUAUCUCUCUGUUUAUAUCAGCUUCAUUAUAUUCAUAUCUAUCUAUCUAUCUAUCUAUCUAUCUAUCUAUCUAUCUAUCUAUCUAUCUAUAUGUAAUAACGGAGGUAAUCUCUUUUCUAUUGAUAUCUAUCUAUCUAUCUAUCUAUCUAUCUAUCUAUCUAUCUAUCUCAUUCUGUUCACAUCUAUUUCGCUAUCUCAGUCUGUUCAUACCUAUCUAUCUAUUUAUCUAUCUAUCUAUCUAUCUCAGUCUGUUCAUAUCUAUCUAUCUAUAUAUCUAGCCCAGUCUGUUCACAUCUCUCACUAUCUCAGUCUGUUCAUAUUUAACUACCUAUCUAUCUAUGUUUAUAUCUAUCUAUCUACCUCAGUCUGUUCAUAUCUCUCACUAUCUCAGUCUGUUCAUAUCUAUCUAUCUAUCUAUCUAUCUAUCUAUCUAUCUAUGUUCAUAUCUAUGUCUGUUCUAUUCAUAGCUAUCAAUAUUCAUAUCUAUCAAUCUAUCUACCUCAGUCUGUUCAUAUCUAUCUAUCUAUCUAUCUCUUUUCUAUCGAUAUCUAUCUAUCUAUCUAUCUCAGUCUGUUCACAUCUAUUUCGCUAUCUCAGUCUGUCCAUAUCUAUCUAUCUAUCUAUCUAUCUAUCUAUCUAUCUAUCUAUCUCUGUUCUAUUCAUAUCUAUCUAUCUAUCUAUCUGUUUAUAUGUAUCUCAAUAUGUUUAUGUCUAUCUAUCUAAUUCUGUUACCCUCUAUCUCACUCUUUCAUAUACGCCUGUUACUAGAACGGCAUUAAUUUUACAAUCUUUUUCUUAUCUAUCUAUCUAUCUAUCUAUCUAUCUAUCUAUCUAUGCCAGUCUGUUCAUUAUCUAUCUAUCUAUCUAUCUAUCUAUCUAUCUAUCUAUCUAUCUAAGUCUGUUCAUUAUCUAUCUAUCUAUCUACCUAUCAAAUCUAUCUUACUGUUCAUAUCUAUCUAUCUAUCUAUCUAUCUAUCAUAUCUAUCCAUUUUACUGUUCAUAUCUAUCUAUCUAUCUAUCUAUCUAUCUAUCUAUCAAAUCUAUCCAUUUUACUGUUCAUAUCUAUCUAUCUAUCUAUCUAUCUAUCUAUCUAUCUAUCUAUCUAUCUAUCUAUCUAUCUAUCUAUCUCAGUCUGGUCGUAUCUAUCUAUUUCAAUCUACAAUUUAUCUCUAUCUAUCUAUCUAUCUAUCUAUCUAUCUAUCUAUCUAUCUAUCUAUCUAUGUCUAACUUAUUUGUUUUUAUCUAUCUAUCUAUCUAUCUAUCUAUCUAUCUAUCUAUCUAUCUAUCUAUCUAA